This is a messenger RNA of Dunckerocampus dactyliophorus (ringed pipefish), 7682 nucleotides long. RefSeq names its product USP6 N-terminal-like protein. Lineage: Eukaryota; Metazoa; Chordata; Actinopteri; Syngnathiformes; Syngnathidae. The transcript has 14 exons. The record is from RefSeq and is a predicted model, not a curated record. The coding region runs from base 468 to 1859 and encodes 463 amino acids.
AAUCCAUGUAUUUCUAUACAGAGGAUACAUAUUUACGUAGUAGGGGAGGAUGGUAGCAGACAAUGUCGGUACAUGAGCAGGACAUCACUGGUACAUGAAUACAAAAUGUAUUUAAAAGCUAUGAAUUGAGUAAAGAAGACUAUCGUUGGAUUCUGGACUGUCAAAGACAGACGAAGACGUAGAAGAAGAAGGUUUGUUGGUAAAGGAAGAAAAACAAGAUUGACAUGAAGAAAGACAUUGAGACGCUGAUAGCUGAGGAAAGAGCUGACAUCAUUUUCAAAUAUACUACGGCAGGGAAGGGUGGCGAUUGAUCCAUGGGAAGAUGCUGAGUGUCAUAUCUACAAAGUUAUUGAUCGCUUUGGCUUCAUGCAUGAGGAUGACUUCCCAGAACCUACUGCAUAUGAAGAAAAGUUUUCUUUCCACAGCUGAAGCAAGUGGAGGUAGAGAGAGCAGAGAAAUGGGUGAAGAUGGUCAAAAAGUGGGAUAAAUACAAAAACAGUGACAGGAUGGCCAACCGGGUGUAUAAAGGCAUCCCCCUGCAGCUCAGAGGUCGCGCCUGGGCGUUAAUGUUGGAUGUGGAGAAGACCAAGAAGGAUAAUGAAGGCAAAUAUGAGAAAAUGAAGGAGCAAGCCAAACUCUACUCGUCUGAAGUCAAACAAAUCGACCUUGACAUCAACAGGACCUUCCGGAAUCACAUCAUGUUCAUGGAUCGCUUUGGAGUCAAACAACAGUCCCUCUUCAACAUUCUGUCUGCAUAUUCAGCCUACAACACAGAAGUGAGCUACUGCCAGGGCAUGAGUCAGAUUGCUGCACUGCUGCUCAUGUUCAUGAACGAGGAAGAAGCCUUCUGGGCGCUGACCCUGCUGCUGACCAAUCGCAAACACGCCAUGCAUGGAUUCUUCGUUCCCGGGUUCCCAAAGCUUCAGCGAUUCCAGGCACAUCACGAUCAGAUUAUUUCCAAACUCAUUCCUAAACUGAAGAAACAUCUGGACAAAGAACAGAUGUCGGCUGGCAUUUACACUCCGAAAUGGUUCAUGCAGUGUUUCAUUGACAGGACGCCGUUCACGCUCACCCUUCGUCUGUGGGACGUUUUCAUCCUGGAGGGAGAGAAGCUCCUCAGCGCCAUGUCUUACACCAUCUUGAAGAUACACAAAAAGCGUCUCUUGAAGAUGUCUUUGGACGAGCUUCGGGAGUUCCUGCAGGAGCGGAUCGCUCAGACCUUUUUCUCCAGCGAUGACGUGGUCAUGGAACAGCUGAGGGCCUCCAUGACCGAACUGCGCAAGAUGAAGCUGGAUUUUCCUCCUCCAGGGAAGCUUGAAGAGCUGCCACGUAACCCUCUGGGUCAGGAGCUGCCAUUGCUGCUGAGCCCUCUUGAAGCCUCUAGAGGAAAGCCAUCUUCAGCCAGUGGUUGUCCCAAAGCAGGAGUGAAACUCCACAUCAUACGUAAGCAGGCAGAGUCCAUAUACCCAGACCACAGCCCCUCCAAUGACGUCAAGGAUCUAUGUCAUGCUGAUGAUGAGGAGGUGGUCACUCUGCCUUCCCCAGACCCCAUCAUUAUCCACAGCCAGGCCUUGCACGCCUCAGAUGACUUCCCACUUACCGGGCCACCGCCUUACCAGCCACCCAAAACUGCUGAUAAGCUCUCUCAGCCCGAUGACUCGGUACACUUGACAGACCACCUCGCUCCUGCGACCACUGACACACCGUCCCGAGGCGUCCUCAGGACUCUGUCAGCCCCCACGGAUUUGACACCGUCAGAAAGUACGGCAGAAGAGGAAGAGCGUCUGGUCCGGCUGUCCCAUUCUCUGACCUCUAACAGGACCCUCAAAGAGGACUCAAGUCCAGCUCUGAACACUUGAUCACCUCUUUGUUUUUUGGAUUUGCUAACAAGUUUUUAAGGCCUCAUGUAUGCUCACACCGUCCAUAGGCUAGCAUCUGAUGGCUGGUGAGGUGGUCACCGCGUACGUUAAUAUCUUGUUUUGCAAUGUUUUUUAAUGGGUAUGCAGUGUUUCGGGUAAAAUGGAGCUUUUGUGGUUUGUGUCAUGAGAAAUGUGAGCUCAUGUUUUGAAAGCUUUGUAACUACACAACAUGAAGUUAUUGAUUCACAGGUGUUGGUUUCAUUCCAUGCAGCGGUGGACAAUGCGUGCACCUUAUAAGGGCGAUUAAAUAAAAAAAAAACAUUCAUGAUGUUCCCUGGACUCCAUGUAAAUGAUUUUACAGAUCAUGUACACGUCAUAGUGCACGUAAUAUCUCACUAUUGAUUAACAGACGUGUUAUAAUGUCCAAGUCAGUCGUGCAGGGCUGGUGCGUGCUACAUGUGCGUAUGAGGUGUGUUAAGAAGCAGCGUUACGAUGCCAACUACUGGAUAGACAUGCAACAACAAGCUACAUUCACAGACUUCCAUCCAUCCUUUUUCUAUGCCGCUUAUUCUAAUUAGGAUCGUGGGUGUAUGCUGGAGCCUAUCCCAUCUGACUUCGAGCGAGAGGCGGGGUACACCCCGGACUGGUCACCAGGACACAUAUAGACAAACAUUCACACUCACAUUCACAUUCACAUUCAUACCUAUGGACAAUUUAGAGUCUCCAAUUAACCUAACAUGCAUGUUUUCGGACUGUCGGAGGAAACCGGAGUACCCACAGAAAACCCAUGCACGCACGGGGAGAACAUGCAAACUCCACUUCCUGAUCUCCUGACUGUGUGGCCAACAUGCUAGCCACUCGGCCACUGUGCCGCCCAACAUGGCAAUCUAAAAAAAAAAAAAAACAAAAGCGGCAAAACCUGCUGUGGUGGUACACAUUUAAUCAUGUAAAUGAUUGUAUGGGAAACACAUAUGAUUUUGCAUUGCUUUUAAACGGUAUACAGUAAUCCCUCAUUUAUCACGGUGAAUUGGUUCGAGACCCAACCUUGUUCAGUAGGAUUCCUUCUUUAAAACUGAAUGUUUUUGUAGAGCACAGAAAACCUGUUUACAACUGUCUAAAUAUUUUUUUAAACACUAUUAGAGCCCUCUAGACAUGAAAUAACACCCCUACAGUCACCCUUACGUUCAUAUUACCCAAUAUACGUAGUAGACAAAAGAGAAAAUGUGAUCUAUAAGACAUAAAUAAGAUUUGUUUGUGUUACUGUAAAUGUGUUCCGGUGCUAGGGGAGCUGAGUAGCGGGUGAACAGGAAGUGAUGUCGGGGGUUCAGAGUUUAGUUUUAGCUUGGCAUGAGUUAUGGCCGCAACAGUAGCCCGUGUUUGGGAUUAUUGUGCCUGUUGUGAGAUCAUCCAAACCUGCAAUAAAAGCCUGUUGUUCCGGCAAUCAAGUCUGGUGCUUGUUUGUCUCAGCGAACAUUACAGUAACAUUACUGACACCCAGUGACCGGUGUGGAAUACAACAUAUCAUCACAAAGUCUUUGAAUAUGUCUUCUUAAUGCCUUAUAUUUGUAUUUUCUUCAUUUUCCUGCUUCAAUAGGGCAAAACAUGCAUAAAAUGUGCUUAAAUAUGCAGAUUUUAUGAUGGCAAAUAGGCUGUAUUCAACCAUGAAACAGCAUGAUUUAUUAAUUUAUAUAUUUUUGAAAACCUCUGAUAGAGUGAAGCCGCAAAAUUCCAAGCAUGAAGUGAUGAGGCAUUACUGUAUUCUAGCUGUGUCAUUAUACACAAUAUUGGGUCCAGGAGAUGCUUAGCGUGCCUAAUCAGAAAGUAGGUCCAAAAUAUGCAUCGAUCUUGUUUUGAUCUGGCAAAUCUUAAGUAAGUUUGACCAAAUGUAGAAUUACUACAUCUUCUGCUUGAACAUUAGGAUUAACACCGUGGCAAGGAAUAUUUCCCAAUUACAUGUAUUAUCAUUCACAGUAGCGACGGCAUAGUUCACUGGUAGACUACUGGCCAAAGACGCUAGAGCAACCAUUUCUUUUUUUCCUUAAAAGAAAAAAUAUCUUAAAUAGCAAUUUUCACUUGAGAAAAAUGAUCUUACCCGGUAUACUAAGAAAGUAUAGCUAGCCAAUUCUUACGAAGAUUUGUUGUGCCAGAAGUUAGUUAUUUUUCUAAUAACAAGCUAAAAACCUUUUUUGGAUUAUUCUUCAACAACAGAUUAAGAAUAUUUGUCUUAAAUUGAGAAUAAAACUGGUUUCUAAACUUUCUAAGUUUAAGAAUGGACUCACACAUAGAAAAUGUAGGUAUCUAACAUUUAUCCAUCCAUUUUCUAUAUCGCUUCUCCUCUUUAGGGUGGCAGGGGCAUGCUGGAGCCUAUCCCAGCUGACUUCGGGUGAUAGGCGGGGUACACCCUGGACUGGUCGCUUACUGAAGACAACAAUAACAAUAAACAAUGUAAUGUAGAUGAUAUCACAUCUUAGUGUGUAAACGUGUAAUGUGGAGUCAAAUAAACAAGGUAACACAUAAGAAAAAAAAGAACGUUCUCCAGUGGUUAACUUCAGAAAGUCUAAAGUUCCCUAACGUUAAGGCAACCCACUAACACAGACGUUGCCCUGUGGGUGCAGCUGAUAGCUCCACACAACAUUGGUUUGGUUUUUGAUUGGUUGCUUUUUGGUAGCUGCAAGAACAAUGGGCCUCAUUCACGAAAAUCUUCUUAAAAGUCUUCUUAAGAAGUGUACUUAAGAAGGCGCGGGAUGGAAACUGCGCCGCAUUCACGACACGUUCUUAGGGCAAGACUGAGGAGCAGCUGGACAACAAACGAAAGAAAAACUUCAAUUCUACAGAAAUAGAGGUGCUUUUACAAGGAGUGAGCGAACACAAGACCACCUUAUUUUCACGUGUAUCCACCGGUCAUCAGGCCAUCCAAAAAGAGUCGGCAUGGAGGAAACAUGCAGGAAACAUAAAUGCCGUUUCCACGGAGAAACGCACCACCGCAGAGGUUAAAAAGAAGUGGUUUGACUUAAAAUAGACUCAAAAAAAAGAUUGGACUGCACCGGAGGGAUCUGGAGGAAACGGGAGGCGGGCCAUCCAUCAGAAACCAAACCAUUUCGGAAACUCUAGAAAAUAUUUACACCAUCAUGAUGGAAAAAUAAAGUCAAAAUACAUAGUUUGUGUGUGACAAUGUAUUUUUUCUGUGGUUACAUUUGAUUAGACGCUGCCUAAUUAAUACAGCAGCCCCGUGCUCUGGCUCAAGACGUGGCUGGGGGCGCAUUUCGUUAUCUGGGGGUGCUCCGUGCGCGAUAGACACACCACGUUUCAUUGCGAUGUUAUUCUGAUGAUCCUGAACACCUGCAAGAACAGAGAGGGAAGCCUGAAGCCUGAAGCGGGACAUCAAAUAUUCGUGGCUUUCAGCAAAUAAAUCUAAUGGUCCCUUUACAUUCUCUCUCUGCGCAGCGCACGUCCAGCCAGCUACUUUUUUUUUUUGUUGAUGAAUUGGGAUUUGAAUAUAUAUUUAUCGACGGAGUAUAUUUUAGUUGUUUUGAUGAUAAAUAAUUGUUGGGAUAUUUUAUUUGCACUACAUUUUUUGGGAUCAGGUUGCAAAAUCCAUCAUGAGGGCGAUUGCGCAUUGAAAGUGCAAGCUUUGCUUGUGCGUAAGAGUCCUCCUGAGCGUUCGUAGAAUUUGUUCCUAGAUCUAAGAACUUUGAGUUAAGAACACGUUUCGUGAAUGCCAAAAAUCUUCGUAAGAAGGCUUUAAGAACAGAUUUGUGCGUAAGAACGUUUCGUGAAUGAGGCCCAAUGACGGUGCUGACAAUAAACUUCAUGUUUAGGCUAUAAAUCAUUUGAAAAAUGUCUCAACUCUUCCCUGUUUAAGGACUAAAUACUGUUUUCCCAUGCAAGCACCUUCAUCACAUAGACAAGAAUGGCCAGGCAACAGUGCGCACACGUACGGCGGGAGACAAAUAUAACGCCGAGCGAUUAGUGAGAUGUGAUUUUUUUCGAGGAGGCAUUUUUGUGGUGCAAAUGUUUUGUAUUAGUCUGUUGAAUGCAUAUGAAGCCCAACUCCUUACUCCUAACCCGAGCGACUACCUGGAACUAUAUUCUUCAUCACCGAAAUCUGACCAGAACUGGUCUUAGGGCAGCAAGUGGGGGGUAAGUCUCUUUUGGUGUACUACACCACUGAUGGGGAUGUUAUAGGCUGUAUUCAUGUAAAAAAAAACCCAACUAUCUCUUUAAGCACAUGGAAUUGCAUUUGUGAAGUGCUAUAAAUGAAUCUGCCUCAGGCUACUCAUUUGCUUGUCUGUGCAAAGUGUUGUGAUUAAGUGACAAUGUCAGCCAUUGGGUAUUCAAAUGUCUGCUAUUCAACUGCAGACGUUCCAUUGUCAGGUUAAAUGUGUGCCAUGUUGGCUUUAGAAAGUGGAUCGACAACCAUCAACCAAAUGAUCAUACGCACAAAGAAAAGAGAAUUCCACAUGUUCUUGUAGCCUGUGUGACGUCUGUAAGUUCCAUUCCAUUCCAUUCCAUUUUCCUCCGCUUAUCCGGGUCCGGGUCGCGGGGGCAGCAGUCUCAGUAGGGAAGCCCAGACUUCCCGGUCCCCGACCACCUCCUCCAGCUCCACCGGGAGGACACCGAGGCGUUCCCAGGCCAGCUGUGAGACAUAAUCCCUCCAGCGUGUCCUAGGUCUUCCCCGGGGCCUUCUCCCGGCUGGGCAUGCCCAAAACACCUCACCAGGGAGGCGUCCGGGAGGCAUCCGGACUAGAUGCCCGAGCCACCUCAGCUGGCUCCUCUCGAUGUGAAGGAGCAGCGGCUCUACUCUGAGCUCCUCUCGGAUAACCGAGCUCCUCACCCUCUGUAAGUGACAUCAAAUAAAGCAUGCAAUCCUUAAAAACCGCUGCCAACAGCAAACUAACCGAGACUCUUUCAGAAUGUUUUUUAGUAUCUUGUUCUUUGUUUGUGAAUCGUCAAUUUUGCAUAAUUGACCUUGAUGUAGGUUUUUUGAAAACAUUUUUUAAAGGCUUUAAAAAUCCACAUAUUUAAAGUAAAUUCUUAAGUAAAUUCCGCAUUUAGGACAUCCCUGGGUUACGUAUUUUAUAGGGAGGUGGGAGUGUUAACAAUUGAGUGUGUCCAUUCUGUGUUUUGGUAGCAAUAUCACUAAAUGGCCCCCUGCUGUAUGCAUAGGCUGGCUGCAGGCUUCCACAGCGCUGCACACACACUGUGGCUUGUGGCGGUACUCUCGUGACGGCUUGUUGAUAACAGAGUAAAUGCAUGACGAAAGAAACUCUUGCUUUCUCUUGCUUUUCUCUUUUAAUGCUACAUCUCAAUAUAGUUAGGCGUUCCCUGCAGUUUUCUGUUCCGAGUUAACCAUCCAAUAAGUUAGUUUUUUAGUUUUGUGAUGUUGUGAUACUAGUUAGUAUCAAGCCUUUUCCCUCAAAGGCAAAGUUUUAUUGUUUUUUUUUAAACAUUCAUUGCGAAUCACCUGGUGUAUGUCAUGUGACUGAUCUGAGUCUGGGUUUCAGUUGUCUCUGUUGUAAUUUGUGACCAUGUGUAAAGUGCCAUGAGAUAACUGCUGUUGUGAUUUACCACUAUAUAAAUAUAAAUACAUUCAACUGAAUUGCAUUGAUGUGUUUGUGUGCCUUUUUCAGCUCAGCAGAUUUCUGUCACCACCCACUUCAUGUCAUUUUUUGUGAUUGCCUCAUGUAACACCAUAGAUUCAUCUUUUACAAAUACCACGGGUACCUUGUCGACCAUGCUGUGUACAUACAUCUACUGAUGCCUGGUCUGGACACAUCUUCAGUUCCUUGGAUCUUAAGGCGUUUCGGGUCUUUCAACAUAAUA